AUGUCCAAUGCAGUGCACUACGCUUUAUUCUGUGCAGCCAGCGUUAUCCUCUUGAAAGAGAUAAAUAGCUCUAUCACAGAACCGUACAUGGAUGAACCAUUCCAUGUACCACAAGCACAAGCAUAUUGUCGCGGAGAAUGGUCGACUUGGGAUCCAAAGCUAACAACUCCUCCUGGACUAUACAUCCUAAGCGUAGUGCUCAGUAAAUUAUUCCUCUUCAAGUGCACUCUCCCCAUAUUACGCUUGACUCCUCUCCUUUUCCUGGUGUCCCUACCCAUAAUAUAUACACGCUUGUUGAGCCUUCAACGGCGUGUACGCCCGCCAAAUGAACUCCUCUCACCAACUGCCGAUGCACUUGCGUUGUCUCUCUUCCCGAUUGCUUGGUUCUAUGGCUUUCUGUACUACACGGACGUUCCGAGUCUGGCGUUCGUACUUGGCUCUGUCGUAGCUGCUUUUCAGGAUUAUCACACUCUUGCUGCUUUGCUAGGGCUCAUAAGCUGUACAUUCAGACAAACGAAUAUAAUCUGGGUAUUAUACGCAUUUGCGUACAGUCAGCUAAGAGUACUGCGCUAUCAGCGUAAAUCUGCGGAUCCCGAGUCCAAAUCAGCUACACUCUAUGACCCACCAGCUUUGGAAGCCAAACCAUCGGACUUGCCGAAAAUCCUACUUAGCUUGCCUCAUGCCCUUCCACAAGUUUUACCUCGCGCGAUACCUUAUGUCAUAGAUGCUAUUAUAUUCGCCGCUUUCGUAUAUUGGAACGGCGGAAUAGUUUUGGGUGAUAAAUCCAAUCACAUACCAGCACUUCAUAUUCCGCAAUUGUAUUAUUUUGUUGGCUUCACGAUAGUGUUUGGCUGGCCAGCACUUGUCGGUGGACCUUUAGGCGUAAUCGGGUUGUUGAAGGAAGUGAAGACACGAAUACGUGCUGUGGUUAGUGUCUUGACAACGUUAGCCGUAGCCAUAACUAUCCAUUUCUUCACGAUACACCAUCCUUUCUUGCUUUCGGAUAAUCGACACUUCACCUUCUAUGUAUGGCGACGUGUCUUCCGGUAUCAUCCUGUGGUUCCGUACCUCUUCUCUCCAGGAUACGUAGCUUGCGCAUGGGCCUGGUAUAUUCGCCUUGGCUCAGACCAGACGUUCCUCCAAACCAUCGCCCUCCCAUUAUUCGCCAUACCUACAUUGGUAAUGACACCUCUCCUGGAACCACGAUACUUUAUAAUACCCUAUGUGUUACUAAGAGCGCAGAUUGUCGACAUGCCCAACUGGGUAGUCUGGGGCGAAGCGGCGUGGUAUGCUCUAAUAAACUGGGGUGCGAUGUAUAUUUUCUUGUACAUGGAACGGGAGGGAGUCGGACGCUUUAUGUGGUAA
Molecule: messenger RNA, 1365 nt
Organism: Fomitiporia mediterranea MF3/22
Lineage: Eukaryota; Fungi; Basidiomycota; Agaricomycetes; Hymenochaetales; Hymenochaetaceae
Product: glucosyltransferase
Exons: 9
Coding region: 1-1365 (454 amino acids)
Biological process (GO): dolichol-linked oligosaccharide biosynthetic process; protein N-linked glycosylation
Cellular component (GO): endoplasmic reticulum
Molecular function (GO): dolichyl pyrophosphate Glc2Man9GlcNAc2 alpha-1,2-glucosyltransferase activity
Source: RefSeq, a predicted model, not a curated record